Dioscorea cayenensis subsp. rotundata (Guinea yam) is the source of this 1389-nucleotide messenger RNA. Its product is annotated as tRNA (cytosine(72)-C(5))-methyltransferase NSUN6-like. NCBI's taxonomy places the organism in Eukaryota, Viridiplantae, Streptophyta, Magnoliopsida, Dioscoreales, Dioscoreaceae. Gene Ontology annotation, molecular function: RNA binding; methyltransferase activity. Bases 74 to 976 code for a protein of 300 amino acids. The transcript has 11 exons. Gene Ontology annotation, biological process: RNA methylation. The record is from RefSeq and is a predicted model, not a curated record.
UUCCUCAAAGGAAACUUGCAGCAUUGUUACUGCUCAUGUUCUGGAACCCCAAGAAGGUGAAAAAAUACUAGACAUGUGUGCUGCUCCUGGAGGGAAAACUACUGCAAUUGCUAUCCUUAUGAAGGACAAGGGAGAAGUUGUUGCCUGUGAUAGAUCUCACAAUAAGGUACUGGAUAUUAUGAAGUUGGCCACAGAGAUGGGUUUGACUUGUAUUAAUGCAUACAAGCUUGAUGCUCUUAAAUCUGUUUGCCAAGUGAAGGAAAUUCUGGAUGUUGGAGUUGAAAUUUUGGACUUGGAGGUUCUGAAUCCUGUAGUGACUGGAACAGUUGGAUCUCCAAAUGAAGAAAUGAAAAAUAAUGAUAUGACCAAAUGCAGGAAUGGUACUAAAUUGAUGCAAACAGAAAAUGGCAGAAAGACGGAUGGCAAAAUGCAACUUAAUCAAUCUGAAGACAGGUUGAAAGCAGUCCACAAAAGAAAUGGACCAGGUAGAAAUCAUUGCAUGGGCGGUAGAGUUAGGACUUCAAAGGGUUAUUUUCCGAACAGUUUUGAUCGGGUUCUCCUUGAUGCCCCAUGUUCUGCUCUUGGUUUAAGACCUCGAUUAUUUGCUGGGGAGGAGACAUUAAUGUCUUUGACGCAUCAUGCUAAGUAUCAGAGAAGGAUGUUUGACCGCGCUGUUCAACUAGUUCGCCCUGGGGGUGUCAUAGUGUACUCUACAUGUACUAUAAAUCCAGGAGAGAAUGAGGCUUUGGUUCGAUAUGCUUUAGAUAAAUAUGAGUUCCUCUCGUUGGCUGCUCAGGAUCCCAGAAUUGGAGGACCAGGCCUUGUUGGUCAGUGUGACCUGUUUGAUGGGAAAUUUGUGGAGGAAUGGUUGACUGAAAGUGAAGCAGAACUUGUUCAGAGGUUUGAUCCAUCAUCUACACUUGAUACAAUCGGUUUCUUCAUUGCAAAGUUCAAUGUCGGUCAGAAGGAAAUAUAGUUGCCAAUGAGUACAAGUGUCCGUGAUAUGGACAAGACUAUCAACAUAAGGAUGAUAAUGUUUAUUUGAGUUCUUCAGAGGGAUGUUUACUUCCAGGGAUUUAAAUUGCUUGAUGAAGCUUAAACACGAAUGUCAAGGGAAAGUCUCCAAUAUUGGUCAAUAUCGGCCGUUUUUCCGAUAGUUAUUCGGUCCCCAUGGUAUAUAGGUCUUAAUACAAAAAUUCAGCUGGGAAAAUACUGAUUUUCGAUCUGCCUAGUAUCAAAGGCUUCAAGGCGUAGCAUUGGUGAUUUCAUCUUUAAAAAUCUUUCAAAUGCUAUGAUAUUUGAAAACGUUUAUCUGAGUAGUGAUAUGUGAUUGACUUUCCAUUUAAUUGAUGUGCGGUAUCUCAGUGAAUUGUUUGAUUCGCUUGGUUA